This is a messenger RNA of Coniosporium apollinis CBS 100218, 906 nucleotides long. RefSeq lists its product as uncharacterized. The coding region runs from base 1 to 906 and encodes 301 amino acids. The record is from RefSeq and is a predicted model, not a curated record. Gene Ontology annotation, molecular function: methyltransferase activity. The transcript has a single exon. NCBI's taxonomy places the organism in Eukaryota, Fungi, Ascomycota, Dothideomycetes.
AUGCUCUGGAUCCUGGAUGUCGGCGCGGGACCUGGGGACUGGGCUAAUGGGAUCGCGGACCGUUAUCCAAAGGCCAAAGUCGUAGCCGUCGAUGCCGCUGUCUGGGAGACGGACGAGACGGAGCCGGAGAGGAAGAACGUGUUCUGGGAAAUUGACGAUCUAGAUGUGGGCGAGGUGCCGGGGGCGAGAGAGGCCGAGGCGACGGCGCUCGAGAGUCAGAUGCAGUCCAUGAGCAUACGACUGGAGUCGCUACGCGGUCGGGCUGAUAGCAAAGCGGAGGAUCUAGCGGACACGGGACAAGACCAGGCGGUAAAGUUGAGCCCGCAGUCCUCGCCGCCCCUCUCAGAACCCCGAGGCUGGUGCUUUACGACCCUCUUCGACUUCAUCCAUAUCCGCGGCAUGAAAGGCGCUUUCACCUCUUGGCCCGCUAUCUACGCCGAAGUCUUCAAAUCACUGAAUCCUGGCGGCUACGUCGAGGUUGUGGAUUUUGAAACCCCACUGCAGUCUAUAAAUCCCGACUCUGAGCUGCGCCGCCUCAUCUCCGCAACGUGGGAAGCUGCACAGAAAUCCGGGUGUGCGCUGGGUACGGCGCAUCUAGACCCGGCGGCGUUCGAAGCGGCAGGGCUAAUGCACGUCAAGACCACGACCGUGGACGUGCCGGUGGGAAUGUGGCACGAGGACGAGGAGCAGAGGGCGUUGGGAAAAAAGUGGCUGGUUUGCUGUAUUGAGGGCAUGGAGGCGAUGUGUUUACGGCUGCUAACCAAGGAGAUGGAGUGGAGUGUUGAGCGGGUUAAAGAAGCAUGUAGAAAGGUUGCGGAUGAGUUUCUUAGCGGGAUGCAUGAUGGAUUGACGACACCAUUCAGGUUCGUGGUGGCGAGGAAGACGAGGAACGGCGCCGAGGGAUGA